AUGGCAGCAUCGUCUAUGCAGCAUCUCAAGUCGAGUAUCCAGUCUGUCCUCGACGCCCCCUCCAGUAUAUCCACCAUCUCCCUAGACGCCAGAAACGUCGCCCAAUGGGUCCCCCUCUCGCCCUCCAUCUCAGAAGAGCCAGCAACAUCUCCGCCGUUAUCACAUGUGAAAAUCGUCAUCGAGCCGCUGCAUACAUGGGAGCACUGGUUUCAAAGCGGGACGAAGCACUUACGGCCCGCCGCUUUGGAGAUUGAAAAUACCGAUAGUCGGCCUAUUUCAGUCAGGCAGAGUAGAGCGGAGGAUGUGUGUCCGGUGUUUAUGGUGUUUUUGAUGGAGGAAUACGAAUGA
Molecule: messenger RNA, 348 nt
Organism: Parastagonospora nodorum SN15
Lineage: Eukaryota; Fungi; Ascomycota; Dothideomycetes; Pleosporales; Phaeosphaeriaceae
Exons: 2
Coding region: 1-348 (115 amino acids)
Source: RefSeq, a predicted model, not a curated record